CUAUUGACCGCCUUUGAAGACUGACAGGUCGGCAAUAUCGAACGAUCAGAUUCCUUCAUUCUCUAAAAUUCUUCAGAUCCUAAUAUUAUUGCAGUGCAGGUAUCUAGAAUCACAAGUGCCUUUCAGUUUUCGAGAAACAAUCAACAUGGAAGAAGUGCAAGUAACAGCAAGCAACGAAAGUGGAGCUGAAGCUCUACCAGCAAAAACCCCAAAGCAGUUAAAAAAAGAAGCUGAAAAAGCAGCAAAAUUGGAAAAAUUUAAGGCCAAGAAGGAAAAGUUGACAGAAACUAAAGCAUCUGAGAAACCCAAAAAGGAAGUCCCAGUCAAACCAAAAGCAGCUGAUAUUGAAAUUCCACAACUUCCACCUGGUCAGAAGAAAGAUACCACUUGUCCAAUGCCAGAGUCUUACAGUCCACGCUAUGUGGAAGCCUGCUGGUAUUCAUGGUGGGAAAAGGAAGGAUAUUUUGCCCCAGAGUACAAUAGAGAUAUCAAGGCACCAAAUCCCAAUGGUCAGUUUGUCAUGGUUAUCCCUCCGCCAAACGUAACAGGAUCUCUCCACUUGGGUCACGCUCUGACCAAUUCCGUCGAGGAUACCAUAACACGGUACCACAGGAUGACUGGAAAGACAACUUUGUGGGUGCCUGGAUGUGAUCAUGCUGGCAUUGCCACUCAGGUGGUCGUGGAGAAAAAACUUUGGCGUGAGGAAAAAAUUAAUCGUCAUGAUCUAGGACGUGAAAAGUUCAUCGAAAAAGUGUGGGAAUGGAAAAAUGAAAAGGGCCAUCGCAUUUACGAGCAGUUGAAGAAAAUGGGAUCGUCACUAGAUUGGAAUCGAGCAUCCUUCACGAUGGACCCAAAAUUGUGCAAAGCUGUUCUUGAAGCUUUUGUCACGAUGCAUCAGGACGGCACAAUUUAUCGAUCCACCCGUUUAGUCAACUGGUCUUGCACGCUCAAAUCCGCUAUAUCCGACAUUGAGGUCGACAAGGUUGAGCUUCCAGGUCGCACACAGCUUUCGGUCCCCGGCUACAAGGAAAAGAUCGAAUUUGGCGUCAUUGUUUCCUUCGCCUACAAAAUCGAUGGGUCCGAUGAAGAAAUUGUUGUUGCAACCACUCGUGUGGAAACCAUGUUGGGCGAUACGGGUAUUGCUGUACAUCCGCAAGAUCCGCGCUAUACCCAUCUGGUGGGUAAAUAUGCCCUGCAUCCCUUCUGCCAGCGUAAGCUACUCAUUGUAGCUGACGACUAUGUCGACAAGGAUUUCGGAACAGGUGCUGUCAAGAUUACACCUGCUCAUGAUCCUAACGAUUACGACCUGGGUAAGAGACAUAAUCUUGCCAUGAUUACGAUCUUCAGCGAUGAUGGGCAGAUCAUUGGAGAUUGCGGCCAAUUCACCGGUAUGAAGCGUUUCGACGCACGCAAAGCCGUCCUUGAGGCGUUGGAGCAAGUUGGACAGUACCGUGGUACAGCAGAUAAUCCUAUGGUGGUUCCUGUCUGCUCUCGUUCCAAGGACAUUGUGGAACCCAUGAUCAAGCCUCAGUGGUAUGUCAAAUGCGACCAAAUGGCAGCUGAUGCAGCUGAAGCUGUCCGAUCUGGGAAGCUCAAGGUCGUGCCAGAGAUGCACCAGAAAACGUGGUUCAGCUGGAUGGACAACAUCCGAGACUGGUGUAUUUCUCGACAGCUUUGGUGGGGUCACCGUAUCCCAGCCUACUUCGUCACCAUAGACGAGCCAUCAGCCAAAGUAGGAGACGAAGCUGACAAUGAGUUCUGGGUGUCUGGGCGUACAGAAGCUGAAGCCAGAACUAACGCUGCUAAGCGGUUCAACGUUCCCGAAGAAAAAAUCAUUCUCAAACAGGAUCAAGAUGUUCUUGAUACUUGGUUUUCAUCUGCCCUUUUCCCAUUCUCCGUGUUUGGUUGGCCUGACAAGACGGAUGAACUGGACGUGUUUUUCCCAACUACUUUGUUAGAAACAGGCCAUGAUAUUCUCUUCUUUUGGGUUGCAAGAAUGGUGUUUUUUGGACAAAAGCUGAUGGGAAAACUUCCCUUCUCUGAAGUGUAUCUUCACGCCAUGGUCCGCGACGCCCAUGGUCGCAAAAUGUCGAAAUCAUUGGGCAACGUCAUCGAUCCUCUUGAUGUCAUUUACGGAAUCAGCCUCGAAGGACUCAUGGCUCAGUUGGAUGGCAGCAAUCUCGAUCCAGCUGAAGUUGGAAGAGCCAAAGAGGGUCAGAAGCAAGACUACCCGCAAGGCAUACCUGAAUGUGGAACAGAUGCUCUGCGCUUCGCUUUGUGCCAGUACACUGCACAGGGCAGAGAUAUCAACUUGGAUGUCAAACGUGUUCAAGGAUACCGAUUUUUCUGCAACAAGCUUUGGAACGCCACCCGAUUUGCUUUGACCUAUCUUCAGGGUUCCGAAAUUCAGACACUAAACGAGGCAAGUAAUCGUCCAAUGAUUUCCCGUCCGUCCAUCACUCCGGCUUUUCUUGCCGGUCUGAAUGCUCGGCUCGAACACGUCUCCUAUUUCAGCGGUUGUCAGUACUCUGCUGAAGACGAUCUAGUCUGGUGGCAACUGGAUGCCGGGCUGGGACAAAGGAAGAUCCCGUCAAGUUAUCCUCACUUGGAGAGAUGGUUCCAACAUAUCGGCCGCUUGAGGAAGCAGGUUCAACUAAGUUUGAUGGAUAAAUGGAUCUUGAGCUGCCUGUCCACUGCCGUUUCGGCCUGUAAUGCGGGAUUUCAACAGUACGAUUUCCCCCGUGCCACCAGCGCAAUUUACAACUUUUUCCUUUAUGAAUUGUGCGACGUUUACCUGGAAGCUGUCAAACCUGUUUUCCAAGGUUCAGACGAAUCUGCAAAGUCUGCAGCUCGUUCGGUUCUCGUCACUUGUAUCGACACCGGACUCAAGUUAAUCUCGCCGUUUAUGCCGUUCAUUUCGGAAGAGCUGUGGCAGCGACUACCCCGCCCUGAAUCCGUGCAGAAAACUCUCCCGCCGAGUAUUUGUAUCGCUCCUUACCCGACUGACGCCGAGUUUCAAGUCUGGAAAGAUGAAGAAUUGGAAGAAAACGUGAAAUUGGUUAGCCGAAUCGUGUCCAGCGUUCGGUCUGUCCGAGCCAGCUACAUGCUACCAAACAAGACGAAAACUAAGUUGGUUUUAAGAUGUUCCGAUCAAGAGGUGGUUGACAUGCUUACUCAUUUCACGGGCAAUAUUUCCACGUUGUCCUUCUGUCAACCCGUUUCCGUCUCGACAGACGGAGGUAACACACGUGGCUGUGCUAUUGUAACCGUUUCAGACAAGUGUGACGCCAUCGUCCAUUUGGAGGGUCUGAUAGACGUUCAAAAAGAAAAGACACGCAUCACUGGCCUAGUGGAGAAGAAACGCCAACAAUUGGACAAGCUCCAAGAAGGCAUGGUAGUUCCAAACUAUACCGAAAAAGUCCCUCUCACUGUUCAGGAGACCAACAAGGAGAAAGAGGUUGAACUUGAAACUGAGUUGCAGCAACUUGACGCGGCCUUCGCUACUCUUUCUACUAUGGAUUAAAUUUUGAUAAUUUGGGAUUUGGGGGCCGUUGUUGCAGUCAGUGUGUAGGGAAUCAAUACACAUUUGAAGCACU
Messenger RNA from Daphnia pulicaria, 3596 nucleotides. RefSeq names its product valine--tRNA ligase-like (gene ValRS). The record is from RefSeq and is a predicted model, not a curated record. Gene Ontology annotation, cellular component: cytosol. Gene Ontology annotation, molecular function: valine-tRNA ligase activity; ATP binding; aminoacyl-tRNA deacylase activity. NCBI's taxonomy places the organism in Eukaryota, Metazoa, Arthropoda, Branchiopoda, Diplostraca, Daphniidae. Gene Ontology annotation, biological process: valyl-tRNA aminoacylation. The transcript is spliced from 11 exons. The coding region runs from base 146 to 3523 and encodes 1125 amino acids.